Messenger RNA from Cherax quadricarinatus, 2179 nucleotides. RefSeq names its product RNA-binding protein NOB1. Gene Ontology annotation, biological process: maturation of SSU-rRNA; ribosomal small subunit biogenesis. Gene Ontology annotation, cellular component: preribosome, small subunit precursor. Gene Ontology annotation, molecular function: RNA endonuclease activity. Lineage: Eukaryota; Metazoa; Arthropoda; Malacostraca; Decapoda; Parastacidae. The record is from RefSeq and is a predicted model, not a curated record.
GGGUUUUCAGAACCCUUAACCACCACCAACAACAACACUGGUGAGAAUUUCACGUGUUGGAGAAAAUAGCUUCCUGAAGAAGAUAAGGAUAAAAUAUCAGCAUGAAGUGUAAACGUUUAGUGGUUGAUACAGCAGCGUUUGUGAAGAAUGUUCCACUCUGGGAGUAUGGAGAGGAGCUGUAUAGCUUGCCAGAGGUUAUUGAGGAGAUACGUGAUAAGCAGACACGACAGCGUUUAGAAGCCAUGCCUGUUGCUAUCAAAAUGAGACAGCCUCAGGCACAUUCAGUGAGGUUUGUUAAUGAAUUUUCCAAGAAGACAGGGGAUUAUGCUAGCUUGUCAUUAGCAGAUAUUAAAGUUUUAGCUCUCACAUACGAACUGGAAGUUGAAGUCCAAGGAGGCUCUGAACACCUUUGUUCAGAACCACAGAGGAUCAUCACUGAAGGAGCUGCUAAGAAGACUAGCAAAUCUAGUGUAAAGUUGGCUGAAGGGUUUUAUCAUCCUGCUGCACAGCGCGAAGAAAAUAUAGCCAUCUCUACCAGCAACUCGCUUCCAUGGUCUUUGUCAUCAGAUGCUGCCGACUCUGAAUGCAAUCAGUUAGAAUCAUCUUUGCCCAACUCUGCUUCGGGAGCUCUCCAAAGACAUAUCCGUAGAUGGCAUUUGAUGCUAAUGAAUAAUUUCCUGGAGGAAUACAGCUACAUUAGUGGUCACAUUCUCACAGGCAGUGACUUUUUAUUGUACUCCACCUUUGAGGAGGAAUACCUUCAGUUUUGUCCACUUAAAACUCAUCCUGAUUUAAACAUUUGUGAAGGCUCAGAUAUACAGUCUGAAAAUAAUGUAAGCCCUCUUUACUCCACCUUUUUCCAUUUAAAAAGGUGGGCAUCACAUAUUAUGUCAUUCAGCAAGGAAGAAAGAAAGUUAUAUCCUCACUCCACUCAGUCUGUGGAGGAGCUGCUUCAAAACUUUGAGAAGAGGGGACGGCAAAGGGAUGAGAAAGAAUCUCUAUACUCAGUCCAGAAAGAUGAGGAAGGAACUGCACAGUCAAAACAGAAAGAUGAAAGAUCUACACAAUCAGAACAGAAAGAUGAGGAAGGAACUACACAGUCAGAAGAGAAAGAUAAGGAAGGAACUACACAGUCAGAAGAGAAAGAUAAGGAAGGAACUGCACAGUCAGAAGAGAAAGAUGAGAAAGGAUCUACAUUUUCAGUCCAGAAAGAUGAAGGUUCUAGAUGGUCAGUCCAGAAGGAUGACAGUUUGUUACCGUCAGACUUGAAGGACAUAAAGAUGUUUUCACAGUUAGAUCAGAAGGCUGAUGAAGAGUUUUCUGGGUUAGAUCCAUUAGAGCCCACACCUGUGGAUCUAAGCUCUCUUUCUCUCCUGGAACACACUGUAGCAGAGAACUGCAGUGAGGAUGAGAACAAUGAAGAGGAACUAGUAGGCAGUCAUCUUGCAGAAGAAGGGGAAGAUCAAGAGGAGCAUGAGGAAGAUAAUGACAACUUGGAUGAUGGAAGUGAUGAUGAAGGAUGGAUAACACCCUCUAACAUAAAGAAACAUAAAAUUAAGAACAGUGAUUUUGUAAAUGCAGAUGAGCUACAGGAUGAUGUACAAGUGGCAUGCAUCACUGCAGAUUUUGCUGUACAGAAUGUAUUGAAGCACAUUGGUUUACCAAUAAUAGGUGUGGAUGGUAAAUUUAUAAGGCACCUGAGAACAUACAUCCUGAGGUGUUAUGCCUGCUUUAGAACCACAUCUGUGAUGACAAAGAUAUUCUGCCCUCAUUGUGGCAAUAAAACACUGAAGAAGGUGUCAGUGACAGUGAACCCAGACGGUACACAGAAAAUCUGGAUCAAUACUAAGAGGCCUAUAAACAUAAAAGGAACAAAGUAUUCAUUACCAACUCCUAAGGGUGGUAAACAUGGAAGGAACCCCAUACUAGUAGAAGAUCAACGAGAAGCUAAAAGGUUUUCUAGUAAGAUGAGCUGGAAUAAGAUUAAUCCUUUACAUGAAGAUUAUAAUCCAGACCAAAUGCCAUUUGCGGUACGUGAUGUGUACUCCCGUGCUGCUCAGUUGGGUUAUAUUGCUGGCAAGAACCAUCACCAUUACUACUGGGAGAGGAAGAACCCCAAUCAGCCAAUGAGAAGAACUGGGAAAAAGAAAGGAAAAUAAUGAAUAAAAUUAACUGUCGA